UCUAUUCUAGAACCCUUAUUUUCCUCCCGCACUCGGUCCCGUUUCUUCAUUCAAGGUAUACGGGAUUGUUUUGGUAAGGUUAUAUUCGAAUAAUUCUGUGGGUUGAUUUGCAGAAUUUGACUCCAAUGUUUAAGAACACGUUCCAAUCCGGAUUUCUUUCCAUUUUGUACAGCCUUGGGAGCAAGCCUCUGCAAAUUUGGGAUAAAGAAGUUGUCGAUGGACAUGUCAAACGGCUGCAAGAUGAAGAUAUCCAAUCCAAUGUCCUGGAAAUUAUUGGGUCGAAUGUCCAGCAAGCAUACAUAACGUGUCCUGCAGAUCCUAAUGCAACUCUUGGCAUAAAGUUGCCCUUCUUAGUCAUGAUAGUGAAGAAUGUGAAGAAGUACUUCACAUUUGAAAUUCAGGUUUUAGAUGAUAAAAAUGUCCGGAGAAGAUUUCGAGCUUCUAAUUAUCAAGCGGUAACCCGAGUGAAACCCUAUAUUUGCACUAUGCCCUUGAAAUUGGAUGAAGGAUGGAAUCAAAUCCAGUUGAACCUUUCUGAUUUGACCAGACGAGCUUAUGGAACCAACUAUGUUGAAACACUGCGAGUUCAGGUUCAUGCAAACUGCAGGCUAAGGAGGAUAUACUUUUCUGACCGUCUCUAUUCAGAGGAGGAACUGCCACCAGAAUUCAAACUUUACCUUCCAAUGCAGAAAUCUUGAGGAUCUUCUCUUAAAACCAGCAGACAAGGCACUUUUUGUUAUCGACAUUCGUCUGCAGACUGGUAUAUUAAUCUUGGAGUGGAACAUUUUGAUCUUGGAAAUGUUGAUUACCCCUGGUGGUAGCACCUGGAGUUUAUGUUACUAGAGUACUUUGUUUAAGAGGACUUGGUGUAAUUGCUGGUGUAGUUAAAAGUAUUUAGAAACUUGCUGGGCGUUACUAUAUCUUUAACAUGUCUUCAUCUGAAUAAUUUGUCUUUCACAUAACGUUUGAAGUUAGGUAUAACGUUCCAACUUCAAA
Molecule: messenger RNA, 996 nt
Organism: Solanum tuberosum (potato)
Lineage: Eukaryota; Viridiplantae; Streptophyta; Magnoliopsida; Solanales; Solanaceae
Product: cilia- and flagella-associated protein 20
Exons: 5
Coding region: 126-698 (190 amino acids)
Source: RefSeq, a predicted model, not a curated record